UUCCCCGUCCCCUUACUUCCGCCACCCCUCUCUCAGGAUAGAGCUUAUUGGUCCACCUUCUAGCUUCCGUUGCUGCCUUCGCCGCCGCCGCCGCCGCCGCCAUCACCAUGAUUCAGUUUUUGCUAGGAUUUACACUCGGCAAUGUGGUCGGGAUGUAUCUGGCUCAGAACUAUGACAUUCCGAACUUGGCCAAAAAGCUUGAAGAGAUUAAAAAAGAUGUAGAUGCCAAGAAGAAACCUCCUAGCUCUUAAUGCCAACAUCUAGUAAUGUCGUCUGGAUGCUUUCCUAUUCGAAACAAAAGCUCAUAUUCUCUCCUUCAGAACUGGAUGACUGUCUUCACCCUGAGAUACACUGAGAUGCCUUUGAGCUAAAAUAUACCUGUAACACCAGAACUACCCUGCAUUACUCCUCCUGGACUCCUCUGACUCCUGUACCUGCGUGGGAGAUUCUGUUAUUUGAAUCAUGGUGCUUGACUAGGAAAUGCUAGUUUUGAUUAGUGAUCUCUCCCCUUACCUUUUAAAUUGUGGAUUUCUAGUAAUUUUUUUAAGUUGCUUUUUAUAUGGCAGUAUACUAAUUCUCUAAUUAUGUCUACCACACUGGAUGCUUUAUAAGCAUUUAGUGUUAAACAGUGUUGUUCCAAAUCAAUUAAAACCAUUAUAUAGCAACUGA
This is a messenger RNA of Vombatus ursinus (common wombat), 669 nucleotides long. RefSeq names its product short transmembrane mitochondrial protein 1 (gene STMP1). Bases 108 to 251 code for a protein of 47 amino acids. NCBI's taxonomy places the organism in Eukaryota, Metazoa, Chordata, Mammalia, Diprotodontia, Vombatidae. The record is from RefSeq and is a predicted model, not a curated record. The transcript has 3 exons.